GAAAGGAGACGAGAGAGGCAGCGGGAGACAAACGGCUUGUUUUUUCACUCUUUUUAUUUUGUUUGUUUCGUCUCUGGAUCACCUGGAUCUCCUGGAUUACUUCUACUCUCUGCAGAACUUCUCAUAAUUGGACCCUCAGCAUCUUCCUUGCCUAUAUGUUUGCAUGUGUGCAAUAUCUGCGCUUAUACAGAUCAGAGAGCAUCCAGCUGAGAGAGACGCAGGCAGAUGAUGGAACCUGCACACCUCUCCCUUGCACUCUUCUUCCUCGUCUUCUCUCCUGCGAGUGGCCAGUGGUGGAGUUUGUUCUGGGGAAAUCCUGAAACCACCACCGUUCCUCCUUCAGUUACCUCUCCGACCGUGACUCAUCCAAGAUUUUCUGACACCCCGGGCACAACACCAGUGUGGUCAGUAAAAGUGGACGAGGUGCUGGUGAAUGCUGUGGAGGGCGUUCACACAGAAGGGUCUGUUUUGACCCCCACUCAGCCCAGCUCAGGAGUGUCACCGUCUGGUUUCACUACUGCAGAUCACUGGACGUUUCCUACAGGGAAGACUGCAGGUGGAGAUAGUAAAAGUGAGUCUUCGGACAAACCCCUGAAACACUGGAGAAAUGAGCAAGGCGCAGGAAGUUAUCUGAACCUGACGGACUUAAUUGGCUUCCCCCUCCCUCCCUCUGUGUCCUUCACUGCUGGCUUUGAGGGUCAUCCAGCCUACAAAUUUGGGUCUCAAGCCAAUGUCGGCCGACUCACCAAAACCUUUGUGCCGGGAUCGUUCUACCGGGACUUUGCUAUCAUUGUCACGGUGCGCCCAGCUAGCCAGAGAGGUGGCAUGCUCUUUGCCAUCACAGAUGCCCAACGCAAGGUGGUGAAGCUGGGUUUGGCCCUCACUCCAGUUCGCGAGGGCCUCCAGAGCAUCCUACUGUACUACACUGACCAGGAGCAGGCCUCCCACAGCCACAAAGCGGCUGCCUUUAGCGUCCCGGAUAUGACUGACCAGUGGACACGAUUCACGGUGGUGGUGGAGCAUGAUGAGGUCCGUCUCUACUUGGACUGCGGAGAGGCCGAGAGUAAGGACUUCCAUCGUAGGCCAGAGAAACUCACCUUUUCACACAAUUCAGGCAUUUUUGUAGCGAAUGCAGGAAGCACGGGGCUUGACAAGUUAAAAGGAGAGCGCGGUGAUCCUGGCCCGCCUGGCCCACCUGGUCCACCAGGUCCUCCCAGUGUAUUCAGAGAGACUAACCGUGGAACAUCUGGCCCACCAGGAUCUCCUGGGCUGCCAGGAAAAGAUGGACACAGGGGAAGCAGAGGCGAUAAAGGAGAUCCAGGCCAAAAAGGGUCUCAAGGAUUUCCAGGCUUGAACGGAGAAGUUGGAGCUAAAGGAGAGAAGGGAGACCCGGGAGCUGGUUUACCAGGCCCCCCUGGCCUUCCUGGACCCCCUGGACCCCCCAGAUCACGCAGUGUACCUUAUGGACCAGAUGCCCUGGGUUCUGGGUUUGAAGACCUGGACAGCGAUGCAGAACUCAUCCGGGGUCCUCCUGGUCCACCGGGCCCUCCGGGACCUCCUGGUCCCCCUGCACCCCACCUGUCCUCAUCUGCCACCACUGAAGGACUUUCUCCUGGGCAUGCUGGACCACCUGGUGCACCUGGCAGUGAUGGCCUUCAAGGCAGACAAGGAGUACCAGGUCCAGCAGGAAAAGCUGGUCCUCCAGGUUCACCUGGGGCUGCAGGCGAGAAGGGUGAGCAAGGCCUGCCUGGGCCUCCUGGGCCAAAGGGUGAAAGUGGGUCAGCGGGUGUCCAAGGACUUCCAGGGCCUCAAGGGCCUAUUGGUCCGGAAGGAAAGAGAGGCCUUCCAGGCCCACCAGGACCUCCUGGCCCACCAGGGCCUCCAGGAACCAAAUUCUUUGCAGAGGAUAUGGAGGGAUCUGGCAUGACUGAUCAGAUUACUGGAGCUGGAGUCAGAGGCCCACAGGGUCCACCUGGCCCUCCAGGACCACAGGGUGACCAUGGCUUCCCAGGACCUACUGGACUUACGGGUCCAAUAGGACCUCCUGGACACAAAGGAGAAUAUGGUUUCCCCGGGCGACCAGGGCGACCUGGUAUCCCAGGGAGAAAAGGUGACAGAGGAGAUUCUGUUGGCCUACCGACAGUGUUCCCGGUGCGCCCCAGACCGCAUUGCAAAAUGGGACGAGGGUCAAUGACAAGGGGACAUUCAGCGGGACCUAAAGGAGACAAAGGAGAUGAGGGAUUACCUGGGGAGCCAGGAACUCCUGGGCUCACAUUCCCAGAUGGAAAUGUGGGCACUAAAGGUGAUCAGGGAUACAAAGGUCAGAAGGGAGAACAAGGGGAUGCGGGCCUGCCUGGUCCUCCGGGGAUCCCAGGGAGGUCAGGCCUUGUGGGUCCGAAAGGCGAAUCCAUUGUUGGUCCAAUGGGUCCUACUGGUUCUCCUGGUCAGCCUGGACCUCCAGGAUUUGGACGGCCUGGACCUCAAGGUCCGCCUGGCCCUCCUGGCUAUAAGACAACCCACGCCCUCACCCAAGAGGCACACCAUGCUGCUGAAGGUACCGUGGCAUAUGUGUCUGAAAGGGGAGGCGAGCUGUACAUCAGAGCACGCAAUGGUUGGCACAAGAUCCAGCUCGGAGAGUUAAUCCAUUAUGAACCUUCAUCAGACACAUCUCAGUCCCUCAGCAGACCCGGAGAAUGGAGUAGAGCCCAUAGGAUACACAGCCAGGAGCUGCAGGAGGGAAGCCGAGGAUACCAGCACAGUUAUAACCUGCUACCACAGCAUUUCAAUGCAGUCUCUGGGCUUCAUCUCGUAGCGCUGAACGCCCCGCUCAGAGGAGAUAUGCGUGGCAUCCGCGGAGCAGACUUCCAGUGUUACCAACAGGCGCGCGCCGUGGGGCUCACCUCCACAUACAGAGCCUUCCUGUCAUCACACCUUCAGGACCUGGCAACCAUUGUCAGAAAGGCUGACCGCAAUGACAUGCCCGUGGUUAAUCUGAGGGCAGCUGCAAAGAACCAGCUAAACACCCAGCCAGAGAAGCUGGUUUGGCAUGGCUCCAGCACCACGGGCAUCCGCCUGACCACUAACUACUGCGAGGCCUGGAGGACAGCGGACAUGGCGGUGACGGGUCAGGUUGCCCUGCUGCAGACGGGACGACUGUUAGGGCAGCACGUGCGCUCCUGCUCCAACCACUAUGUAGUGCUGUGUAUAGAGAACACAUAUGUGGGCAACAUGCAUCAAAGGAGGAACUGAGCAAACAAACACACAUAAACACAUGCAGGCAUGAUCUAAGUAGAAGAUGUGACACGUGAAUGGGAAACACAUGCGGGCACAUAAUGAUGUACUUCAGCUCCCACAUGCAAACAUACCGAGAAACACUCCCACACUAACAUGCAUUCACAUUUAAAGAGGACUGAUCAUACUCAUUUCCAGCUCCAUAUUUUUUUAUUUUUGGACUGUGCUAGAGUAACUUUGCUUUAUUCACAAUUCAAAAUAACCCUUAUUUAUCUUAUACUGAGGAAGCACUUCACUGCAGCCACGUCCCUUCUAAGAAGUUUCUUCUGAUUGGCUGCCACUCAUAAACACCGAAUUCAGAAUUCAGUAGCAGGUGGGCGGGACUUUUACAUCACAGUCUGAACUGUGAUAUGACGAGAUCCUCUCAAAUUCAUUAAAAGGCCCAGAGACUGAACCUUUGCAUUAUUUGAAACUUUGGUCAUCCUUGUAACACUGUAACAACAAAAAUAUGAUCGAAUUAGGCUUAAAAAUAAGACAAAAAAGGAAGAGCAGUAGGUCCUCUUUAAGUUUUCUUUGUAUUGGUUUCAUGUUUAGUUCCCACUCGAAGCCGGAGUUAAGCCUGCGGGUCUUACAUGUCUGUCCAUGUCUAGAUUUUUCUUAGCCGUCUGCAUCAAACAGGCUACAGUUACCAUGCAUACAUUUGUCUGCAAGACCAAGUGAGAAUGAAGGGCUUCAAAUUAAAAUGAGGUCAUAAUCAUAUAUGUACUUUAUUGGAGAUUAAAAAACGUGUCAGUAUAUUUUUAAACAGCAGGGGCUGUCAAUUCAAAUAGUCAUAUUGAAACCGUGCUUUCAUUGUGCGCUACGUCUGAUGCUUUUAGUGAGCCUGUGCGUCAGCAGCAGGGCAGUGUAUGCGACAGUGAGUCAAAAUGAACCAAUGUGUGUUUGAGUUCACUGGUACCAAAGUUUCCCAAACACAUAAGCACAUUUGAAGCAUGUGGAAACAGCUGCACACACAUCUCUUAGACUUUAGUCACUAACUAAUGACUGAUGUGUCACCAGAAAAUGGCACGAGUGUUAAUUUCUUACAACCGGGGAUGAAUGACGGAUGAAUGGGGGAUUAGGCGAGCAGGGGAAAAACACUCAACAGACACUUCAUUAGAUAUACUGGUUAAACUAGUCAUUAAUCUCAUGGCAUUAACUCAGUGCCUUUAGGCAUGUAGACAUGGUCAACUGGACUUGAAGUUUAAAACAAACACCAAAAUGUGGAAGAAAGGUGAAAAAAGAAAGAAAGGUUUAAGUCUGGAUGUGGCACGGUUGUUGGUAUUUCAGAAACUGCUGAUCUACUGGAUUUUCAGGGUUUAGAGAGACAAGGGUUUAUGGGAAAUUAUGAUAGGUAGACACCAGUAACUCAAAUAGCUAUUUGUUACAAACAAAGGAUGUAGAAGAGCAUCUCUGAACACAUUGAAUGACGUUAAAGCAGAUUGGCUACAGCAGCAGAAGACCACACCCUCUGCUCCUCCUAUUGGCUAAGAACAGGAAUCUGAGGCUACAGUUCACACAGGCUCACAGUAGCCGGCUGGGAAAACGUUGCCUUGUCUGAUGAGUUUUGAUUUCUGCUUCAACAUUCAGAUGAUAGAGUCACAGGUAAUCUCAAACUGAUUCUUGAUGACUAUGAGUUCACCUGAUCCCAAUCUGGUAGAGCACCUUAGAAAUGUAGAAUGGGCGAUUCACAUUGUGGAGAUUUGCAGCAGCUCUGUCCAAACUUGUGUUGGUGAAGUGUAACUAAUGACGUGGAUUUGUUUUCCUUUUGGUCAACUGACUUCCACUGCUGCUGGGACUGAGGUUUACAGCUCUAUGAGGAUUUAGCCGACUGCACUCUGCGAUAUAUAAAAGCAGUGAUACUAACAAGGACAAUCAUUUUUAAAUUCGUCCUUGAUCUGUCACAGUGUAGCCUGUCGGAUAGCCUUUGUCCUUGUGUUUUCUUCCUUUUUUUAAAUUUAA
Neolamprologus brichardi is the source of this 5232-nucleotide messenger RNA. The record is from RefSeq and is a predicted model, not a curated record. NCBI's taxonomy places the organism in Eukaryota, Metazoa, Chordata, Actinopteri, Cichliformes, Cichlidae.